Messenger RNA from Ictalurus furcatus (blue catfish), 3300 nucleotides. RefSeq names its product ST8 alpha-N-acetyl-neuraminide alpha-2,8-sialyltransferase 3 (gene st8sia3). Gene Ontology annotation, molecular function: alpha-N-acetylneuraminate alpha-2,8-sialyltransferase activity. The transcript is spliced from 4 exons. The coding region runs from base 4 to 1131 and encodes 375 amino acids. Gene Ontology annotation, biological process: oligosaccharide metabolic process; N-glycan processing. The record is from RefSeq and is a predicted model, not a curated record. Lineage: Eukaryota; Metazoa; Chordata; Actinopteri; Siluriformes; Ictaluridae.
AUCAUGGUGCGCAUCCUCAGCGCCCUCGGCUUGGUCAUGUUCAGCGUGGCUCUGCUCAUCCUCUCUCUCAUCAGCUACGUGUCCAUAAAGAAGGACGCCAUCUUCACGGGCCCCAAAUACCCGAGCGGCGGCGGGCCGCGGAUGUACAUGUUUCACACGGGCUUCAGAUCCCAACUGGCAAUGAAGUUUCUGGACCCAGCGUUUACACCCUUGAACAAUGCCCUAAAUGAGAACCUACAGGAGAACUCAUCCAAGUGGAAGUUUAAUACGACGGGCUAUUUAGAGCAAAGUAAAGAGAUUGCCCAGUACAUCGACGUGCCACGCAACUUUACCCUGACCAAGAGCAGCGUUCGUGUCGGUCAGCUGAUGCACUACGACUACUCCAGUCAUAAAUACGUCUUCUCCAUCGGCGAGAACUUCCGCUCCCUUUUGCCUGACUCGUCGCCCAUCCUUAACAAGCGCUACAACACAUGCGCCGUGGUGGGAAACAGUGGAAUCCUGACAGGCAGCCGGUGCGGCGCCGCCAUCGACGCCUACGACUUCGUCUUCCGCUGCAACUUUGCGCCAACCGAGGUCUUCCGCAGGGACGUGGGCCGCCGCACAAACCUCACGACCUUUAAUCCCAGCAUUCUGGAGAAGUACUAUAACAACCUCCUCACCAUCCAAGACCGAAACAACUUCUUCCUGAGCUUGAAGAAGCUGGACGGAGCCAUCUUGUGGAUUCCGGCCUUUUUCUUCCACACCUCAGCCACGGUCACGCGCACGCUGGUGGACUUCUUUGUGGAGCACCGGGGGCAGCUGAGGGUGCAGCUGGCCUGGCCUGGGAACAUCAUGCAGUAUGUCAACAGGUACUGGAAGACGAAGCAGCUCUCCCCGAAGCGGCUGAGCACAGGUAUCCUGAUGUUCACCCUGGCCUCAUCCCUGUGCGAUCAGAUUCACCUGUACGGUUUCUGGCCUUUUGGCUGGGACCCGAACACAGGCAAGGAGCUGCCCUACCACUACUACGACAAGAAAGGUACCAAGUUCACCACCAAGUGGCAGGAGUCGCACCAGCUGCCCACCGAGUUCAAGCUCUUAUUCAAGAUGCACACGGAUGGCAUCCUCAAGCUGAGUCUCUCGCACUGCGCAUAGAGGUCAAAGCCCGGAGGUCGGAAGGUCACAUGCUUGUUGAACGUGGAGAUUUGGGCAGUAGAGCUCUUUUAAGGGGCAUAUCGAACUUUAAAUAAUUAAAUAUGCUGGUAUCGAUGACGUCAAGUGCCAAUCAGCAACCUUCAGGCCAAUUUUAUGAUUCGACUUUUACAAACAACGCCCUGACUUGUAUGUCCGGACAGUACAUCAGCCAUACUCACAGUUAGCAAACGCAGACCUAAUCAUGAGGUCUUUGAGCUUGUUUAUUUGUAUCUGACAUCUAGACUAGCAAUUCAUUGAACCAAGACUUUUGGAAAUGUGUUCACGACAACAACGACAGUCCAAGGCUCAGAACCGGUACGCCAUUACGAGAGAGACAUUUAGCUUUAAAGGCUAAUAUAAUUAAUAGAACGACACGCUUAUAUUAUAGCAUUCUGUAUUAUCUAGGUGAACAUUAAGCGAACACAUCUUGAAGAAUGCUUCAGGAUCAAGUGCUGUUGAUCAGUAAACGUGAUGAUGCUUAACAUGAUUGAUUUGUGUGCUCACGGUUAUUUCAUCAGGUGCAUUUAGAAUGUUAAAAAAAUGAAUGUAAACAUGUCAUAGCCAUUUUAGUAGUGCAGAGAGUGAUCACAUGUACGCCACAUGAAGAUGCACAUCUUCGAUACGUGUACGUUAUCUUCAUAUAAACAGGAUGUCACUUAUAUAGACUAGAUAUGUGAGAUAAAUGAAUGUUUAGAGUUAUUAUUGAAUUCAGUAGGCUUUGUAGUGUUAAUUCUGGCAGGGAUAAACCAUUUUGACUGGACAGCUGUCGUGCCAAUCAAUCAUAAAGGCAGGGUAUAUUCUAAAUGGGUUCUUGGUUUCUAGGUUAAAGGAGCCAUUUGUAACUUUCAGAUCUAUCUUCUGGCUGCAAUGUGAGCUACAGUGAAAACAUUGACAAGCCUUUGACAAGCUAUUUCCCCCGAUUGAGCGCCUCAGGAUCCUUACGAUUUGCCUUUUGAGGAAAUGGGGGCGGAGGCAAUUUCAGGGCCAGAAAUUUUUCAGCAAAAGCCUGAAAUGAAGACACUAACAAGAUCCAUUGCAUGGCAGUAUUGCAAAUGACUUUUUUUCCCCACCCUAAGAAAUCUUUCAAAUGAAAUGAUUAAUAGGUUGAGGAACAUUUUCAUUUAGGAUGAGGAUUUAAUUUGUGGAUAAUUUUUACGAACCACACCUUUAAAAUCCAGAAUUUCAGCGUUUUCUGAUCUACAGAUAGGCUUAAUUCUGUGAUUACUGACUUACUGAAACAUUGCACAUUCAUGAAUGUUAUCAGAAUGUUGUCUCGAAUGUGUGUGUAUCUGUGUGAGAAUUUUUAUAUAUACAUAUAUAUAAUAUGAAAAGACGAGUAUGUUGAGAUCCAAAUAAAUGUGGAAUCCUUGAGAUCCUCAGCAUGGAUCUAAAGAUCCAAAUCCUGCACCUUACACACAUUUAACUGCAGCGCUAAUACCAGGCAGAUGCACAUGGACCUCUCGCCCUGCAACUAGAGGUCAGAGGUCGAGGUUAGAAGGUCACAGGGCAGGAUUUUAGGCUUUGCAGAUGGAGGUGUGGGCAGCUUUAGACUUUUUUUACAGGGGCAUAAAACCAGCCUGCUGUCUUUGUCUCACGUUCCCUUUUUUAAAAUACACACACACACACACACACACACACACACACACACACACACACACCCCACUCUCAUGAGUGGCUCAAGGGUUUGAACGAUUCUUCAACCCUUAAAUGUUCUAUGUAGAACCCUUACAACAGAGAGCUUCUCUAACCUGUUUACCCUUAACGAUCCAAAGAACACUUGACCUAAAAGUCUUUUUCCCUAGAGGUUUCAUAAAUCCUCAGAAACUAUAUAAUUGUAGUGUACAUUUUACAAAAGAGCAUGCUGGUACUUUUGGGAAACACGCUGAUCAGACGCAGAUCGGGAAAGUUCGAGUAUUGGUUGCACUGUUCUAAUUUUAGUAUUUUCCAGUACUUGGUCAUAUUGUAUUUCGUCCGCUUAUUAAGCGUCCUGCUCUGCAAUUUAUCGGCGCAUUCACAUGAAACCACACGACGCAGAUAAAGCAAUGCUUAACAUAGCAACAGAUAUAUUUACAGCACAAAAAAUACAAGCCAAACUUACUGUAAGAUCUGGAAGGCCAGUGGAAAAUCCCU